Messenger RNA from Acipenser ruthenus (sterlet), 6085 nucleotides. RefSeq names its product VWFA and cache domain-containing protein 1-like. NCBI's taxonomy places the organism in Eukaryota, Metazoa, Chordata, Actinopteri, Acipenseriformes, Acipenseridae. Bases 16 to 4026 code for a protein of 1336 amino acids. The record is from RefSeq and is a predicted model, not a curated record. Gene Ontology annotation, molecular function: voltage-gated calcium channel activity. Gene Ontology annotation, cellular component: voltage-gated calcium channel complex. The transcript has 28 exons.
CGUACAGGGUCGGUUAUGCAUAAGGCCAGGAACAUCGAAAUACCUUGUUUUACUGCACAGGUAGACUGCGAAUAUAGUGUAAUCUAUCAUCUUUCAAAAGGGUUGCAGAGCGAAAUCCCAGUUUGCUACAUACAAGCCAUCAUGGCGAGCCAGAGACGCGCAGGAUCUGUGCUUCUAUCCCGGGUUUCUCCCCCAGUCUGGAGUGUUCAUGCAGCGUUCUGUUGGAAUAACGACCAGGCGUUCUGCUGGACCGGGUUGGUGGUGGUAUUGUGCACGCUGAUGUGCUGUGCGCCGUGUAACGCCGAAACAGAGUUUUCAAUCUUGGAAGAAGCGCAAGUUUUAGCAAAUCAAAUGAAAAAGCUGUCUACCGAAGAGCUCGGGGUUUUCACGAUGCAGAGGAUAUUCAACUCCUUCGUCUACACAGAAAGAAACUCAAAUGGUGAAACAGAAGUGCAGCUGUUGGAAAAAAAGAUCCGCGAGAAGUUUAACCGUUACCUGGACGUGGUGAACAGGAACAAGCAGGUGGUUGAAGCAUCAUACACGGCCCACCUCACAUCCCCCCUGACUGCCACCCAGGACUGCUGUACCAUCCCUCCCUCCAUGCUGGACUUUGAUGGCAACUUCAACACAAACGUUUCCAAAACCAUCAGCUGCGACAGGCUGUCUACCACCGUAAACAGCCGUGCCUUCAACCCAGGACGCGACCUCAACUCAGUGCUGGCUGACAACCUGAAGUCCAACCCUGGGAUAAAGUGGCAAUACUUCAGCUCCGAAGAGGGCAUCUUCACCGUCUUUCCAGCUCACAAGUUCCGCUGCAAGGGCACCUAUGAGCACCGCAGCCGGCCUGUGUAUGUAUCAGCAGUGCGGCCACAGCCAAAGCACAUAGUCGUCAUCGUGGACCAUGGAGCCUCGGCCACGGAAACCCAGAUUCAGAUUGCUAAAGAUGCGGCACAAGUCAUCCUGAAUUCCAUCGAUGAGCAUGAUAAAAUCUCCAUGUUGGCAGUGGCAGAUGCAGUGCGGACGUGUUCUCUGGAUCAGUGCUACAAGGCUUUCCUGUCUCCAGCCACCAGUGAAACCAAGAGGAAGAUGUCCUCCUUUAUCAGCAACAUCAAGUCCUCGGACAGCCCCACCCAGCAUGCCCUGGGCUUCCAGAAAGCUUUCCAGCUCCUCCAGGGCACCCAUAAUGUGACCAGGCAGAAGUCAAACACUGACAUGGUGAUAAUCUACCUGUCAUCGGGAAUCACAUCGAGGGACUCCUCCGAGGACGAUAAGAAAGCCACGCUCCGAGUUAUCAACACGGAGAACGGCUGCCUGAACAACACUGUCAUGAUCCUCACUUACGCGCUCAUGAACGAGGGUGUCACUGGACUGAAGGAGCUGGCAUUCCUGCGGGAUCUGGCUGAGCAGAACUCUGCCAAGUACGGAGUGCGGGACCGCGCGUCUCUCCCAGUCGUCAAGGGCAGCAUGAUGGUCUUGAACCAGCUCAGUAACCUGGAGACCACUGUGGGGCGCUUCUACAUCAACCUGCCCAACAGGAUGAUCGACGUGGCCGUCUUCAGCCUGCCCUACAAUGAUGAAAUGGGAGAAGGUCUCAUAAUGACUGUUGUCAGACCGUGUUACUUUGGCAACCUGUUGCUGGGGAUUGUGGGAGUCGAUGUAAACUUGGCCUACAUCCUAGAAGAUGUAACCUACUACCAGGACUCUCUGGCAUCCUACACCUUUCUCAUAGACAAUAAAGGUUACACACUCAUGCACCCCUCUCUCUCAAGACCUUACCUGCUGAGCGAGCCACCGCUCCACACUGACAUCGCCCACUAUGAGAACAUACCUGGCUUUGAGCUGGUGAGGCAAAACAUUCUCAGCCUCUCUCUAGGCAGCCAGGUCAUUGCAGUCCCUGUGAACUCCUCUCUUUCCUGGCACAUGAACAGACUGAGGGAUGCCAGCCAGGAGGCUUACAACGUCAGCUACGCCUGGAAACUGAUUCAAGACACAUCCUUCAUCCUGUGCAUUGCCUACGUGCAACCUGAGAUCCCAGUGAAGCACCUUAAGAACCUCAACACUGUGCCCAGCAGCAAGCUGCUGUACCACCGGCUGGACCUCCUGGGGCAGCCCAGCGCCUGCCUGCACUUCAAGCAGCUGGCAACUGUUGAGAGUCCAACAGUGAUGCUGUCUGCAGGCAGCUUCUCCUCUCCAUACGAGCACCUGAGCCAGCCAGAGACCAAACGCAUGGUGGAACACUACACAGCCUACCUCAGCGACAACACACGCCUCAUCGCCAACCCGGGGCUCAAAUCUUCUGUCAGAAAUGAAGUAAUGGCUACCAGUCACGUAACUGACGAAUGGAUGACUCAAAUGGAAAUGAGUGGCCUGAACAGUUACAUUGUGCGUCGUUACAUAGCAACGCCCAAUGGGGUGCUGAGGAUUUACCCUGGCUCCCUCAUGGAUAAAGCAUUCGAUCCCACCAGAAGACAAUGGUACCUUCACGCCGUGGCCAAUCCAGGCCUGAUCACCUUCACUGGACCCUACCUGGAUGUUGGGGGAGCUGGAUACGUGGUCACUAUCAGCCACACGAUCCAUGCCUCCAGCUCCCAAAUGGCCUCCGGUUACGCCGUGGCAGUGAUGGGCAUUGACUUCACCCUCAGAUACUUCUACAAGGUCCUUCUGGACUUGCUGCCCGUCUGCAACCAGGACAGGGGCAACAAAAUCAGGUGUUUCAUAAUGGAAGACAGGGGUUACCUGGUAGCGCACCCGACUCUCAUUGACCCCAAAGGCCAUGCACCUGUGGAGCAGCAGCACAUCACACACAAGGAGCCUUUGGUAGCGAAUGAUAUCCUCAACCAUCCCAACUUUGUGAAGAAAAACCUGUGCAAUAGCUUCGGUGACAGAACAGUGCAGCGUUUCUACAAGUUCAACACCAGCAUUAUUGGUGACCUGACGAAUCUGGUGCAUGGAAGCCACUGUUCCAAAUACCGUCUGACCCGGAUCCCAGGCACCAACGCCUUUGCAGGGAUUGUGAACGAAACGUGUGAUUCCCUGGCUUUCUGUGCCUGCAGCAUGGUGGACAGGCUCUGCCUCAACUGUCACAGGAUGGAGCAGAAUGAGUGUGAAUGCCCCUGUGAGUGCCCUCUAGAGGUCAAUGAAUGCACUGGCAGUCUUACCAACGCAGAGAACCGGAACCCCAGCUGUGAAGUUCACCAGGACCCCUUAUCUCUGACACUGAUUGACCCCAGUCUGCAGGACACACUGCCGCAGUGCAUCAAUACCAGGUGUAACCAGAGGUUCACCAGCGGCGAUUGCUUUGGGGUGCUGGACUGUGAAUGGUGUGUGGUGGACAGCGAUGGGAAGACUCACCUCCACAAGCCCUACUGCGCUCUUCAGAAGGAGUGCUUCGGGGGCAUUGUGGGAGCCAGGAGUCCCUAUGUGGAUGACAUGGGCAUUUUAAGUGAUGAAGUGAUCACACUGAACAUGAUUAAAAGCGCCCCGGUGGGGCCUGUGGCGGGGGGGAUCAUGGGCUGUAUCAUGGUGCUGGUUCUGGCAGUGUACGCUUACAGACACCAGAUACACAGGAGGAGUCACCAGCACAUGUCCCCGCUUGCAGCGCAGGAAAUGUCUGUGCGAAUGUCAAACUUGGAUAAUGAGCGGGAUGAGAGGGACGAAGACAGCCAUGAAGACAGAGGCAUUAUGAGUAACACGCGGUUCAUCGCCGCGGUGAUCGAGAGACGCAGCCACAGUCCAGAGAGGAGAAGACGCUACUGGGGGAGGUCAGGGACCGAGAGCGAUCACGGCUACAGCACCAUGAGCCCUCAGGAGGACAGCGAGAACCCGCCCUGCAAUAACGACCCCCUGUCGGCCGGAGUGGACGUCGGGAAUCACGACGAAGAUCUGGACCUGGACACGCCUCCACAGACGGCCGCUUUGUUAAGCCACAAGUUCCACCCGUACCGACACCCCCACCACUACUCACUGCACCCCAGCCACCACCUGCAGGCAGCUGUCACCGUUCACACUGUGGACGCCGAGUGCUGAAGCGCCGCUCGCGUUGGCGUGACCUGACCUGGGGGAGCUGCUAUUUAACGAGAGCCUGCUGUUGCCAGCCUGGAUUAACCAGCGGACUUGGGAAUUGUACACAGCCCUCCUGCAGCCAGACACUGAACUAACUGAGUGCGGGAGUGUUUGAGAGACUGCCUGCUAUUCUGAAACUGGAACUCGAACACCCGAGCAGGUGCAGGUUUUGGAACAUGGCAAAUAAUGGCAAAUGGUGUUUACAAGUCUCGUGGAAAAGCAGAGCUACUGUGUGUGUGUGUGUGUGUGUGUGUGUGUGUAUGUGUAUAUAAAAAGUGCAAACAAUGCAUAUCAGAUUUAAACAAAAAAAAAUAAAGGAAUAUUUUUCUACUAUUUAUUUAACUGAAAAAAAAAGAAAAUGAAAUGCUUGUUGUAGAUUGAGUUGGACUGAGAUCUUUUACUCUUGAGAGGAGACGUGAAACCAACACAUUGGAACAACCAGCAUUACCUAACAAAUGAAACCUUCACCACUUACUGCCCUCUUUGUUAUGUAGUAAAGAAAAUGUCAUAGUUAAAUGUACGGUACAUUUUUAAUAAUAUGUGUUGCUAUGUAUAUGAGCUUUCAAAGACUGCAGAAAAUAAUAUGAUGUUUUGAGUGACAUAAACUGUUAAAUAGUACAGGACUGCACAAUUGUUGAUUUUAAAACCCUGUGAUUUUACAGAAUAUUUUCUACAUUUUAAAAGAAGAAAUAUUGCUGCUCCUUGACCUGGCUAAAUCUCUUAACGUUUUGUUACAGGGAAAGCCAAUAUUCCUCUUAAGCUGAUCCACGUAUGGGUCAAAUCAAGUAAUUAGUACAACAUACUCUCUUAAUAUCUUGAUAGAAAGUAGAAGUGUAUGAUUUUGUAUAUAAGAAAUGUAAUUAAUAGAAUGGCAAUAUCAAACGUUUUUAUAUUUAAGCAUUAACCCAUGCACUGUCGGCAAGUGUACUGUGUAGACUUUUUACCUGGGAAACAGGAAAACUGAACUGUAGUUCACUGCUUCAGAGAACAUAAAUACUGUUUUUUUUAACAGUCGGUUAUCCUGCAUUUCGAGAAGAUGGCUAUUGAAAAAAAGAAAAGGGUUUGUGAUUCAAGUCCUUUUGUAUAUACUUUUUUUUGGGGGGGGGGGGGAAAGAAAAUACAAAUCACAUUCCAUGUACACUGUAUAUGUAUGUAUUACUGGUCAACAGUCCAUGCAGGAAGUUCAUUUUACACCAGUGUAUCCUGAAUGUCAAUUCUGUGUUAUAAAUGGCAAGUUAGAAAUACAAAUGAUUGCAUCUUAAAUCCAAAUGCCAGUACUUGUACUGAAUCCAAUUAAAUACUACAGCAGUGUGUAUACUGUACAGUGUUAUCUGUAUGAAGUAGACCUCCUUGUCGCUUGAUCCAGGUGGAAUUGAUCUCUUUUAAGCUAGGUCAAAUGAUACCUGUGCGGUAUUGAUCUGUACCAUUUCAGUAUGUCAAAUAGUCUGUUCAUUUUAAUUGUAAAGCUGAGGGAGCACGAAGCCACUUUGUGGCUUGGAACUUGGUUUCAGAGACUAGGUUUCAGGCCACUGCACGGCACACCAGGGGAGUCUAGGUCUCAAGCCACUGCUCCUAAAAAAAGUGGCCUUGUGUUUCCUCGGCUUAAGGUCUGUGGAUUUCUCCCAGUCAUCACAGCCCUGAUGGGACACCAUGGAAGAAUUGCCUUGUAUGGUUUGAUCCACACUGUUUUUAGCUGCUGGUGAUGCAUUCACUGUCUGUGCUGGGAUUAUUAUUAUUAUUUUUACUUUUAUAACCACACAGACUUUUGUUUUACUUCCACACUGGGUUCUUUCUUUAAAGACAAAGACUUGGUUCUGCAUGCCCUCGGUGUAUUCUAAUUUAUUAUUUGCAAACUGUACAUAAUUGUGUAACAGUACUGGUGAUCUUGCAUUAACCCAUCAUGGUUUAGAACCCAUUGUGUUCUUGUAGUUAGUAGAUCUACUGUGUUCAGUGUCCUUUUUACAAUUUGCCUAAAACUGGAAGUCAGUGCAGUAUAUCAAAUUAAAUUCAUUUUGGUUAUAAA